AUGUAUCUUAUUUGGGACCGUCCAGGGGAUUGUUCCGUCGAAUCCGUUGGGAUGCAGCAAAGCUAUAGCUGUCAUAGCAAGACGUUGUCUCUAUUUGGAUUAGUCGAACGGGAGCCUUCGUCUGUUGGUGGCGCUAGCGUUAAGCCAGUAGCAGCACCGUUUCGUACUCGUAUCAGCAGCACAGCAGAAAGGAUGCGCCCACCCACCCAUCUGCAGCAGAGCCCCUGUUUUCUUUGGAAUCAUUGCGAAUCUGGAUUGCAAAUCCACAUUACCGUAGCAGCAUUGGCGGCUGCCGCGAUAUAUUCAAUCCAGCGCCAAGCACUUUAA
Molecule: messenger RNA, 327 nt
Organism: [Torrubiella] hemipterigena
Lineage: Eukaryota; Fungi; Ascomycota; Sordariomycetes; Hypocreales; Clavicipitaceae
Source: the annotation of a GenBank genome assembly